AUUUUGAAGGAUCUUGACCUGAUUGUGACCGGUGAGACUGGAGGUACAGAAAUAACCGGCGAAGAGUAGAGGCAUGUUAGCGAAGCAUAUCCUCCCAGCUACUUUGACACAGUGACCAAGUCUUGUCAAGGUGUUUUCACAUGAUGAUGGCGUUCACUUUGUACCCAAGCGAGAUGUCCCAGGUCCCUGGACGGGAUCCAGCGCUCAUAGAGAGCAUCAACAAAAACAUGCGUGUCCCAGAACGCCUGAGCGUUACCCCGGGGCAGCAGUGGCAGGAGGAGGGUGGAGAGGAGGCCAUGAGGAGGCCAGAGGAGCCUCCACCUGCUUACACCAUGCACGUCCCUGAUAGGCUGACAUACACAGAAGCCCCUGAUAUGAGCCCCAGACCUCUGUUCACUCAGUCCAAACCAACCAUCUGUGGCCCUCUGGGUGCUGAACCGUGCUGGGAGAGUCCUUCAGGAGAGGUCUUCUUCAGAGACGUGCUGCAGAGUCCCAUACGGAGAUCUUACAGUGACCAAAGCUUUGGCAGAACGCCGCCUGGCACACCGACCCAGCUCAAACAGGCACUGGCACUGCCCAGACACCCGUCCAGCUCUCGAGGUUCAGGCCAUCAACUCCAGCAACGCUCCACUCCUUCUCCUUCCACACAGACCACUGACCCUCAGGCCCAGGCUCUCCCUGACAUCCCCCCCAGCCUCUUGUCUCCACACUCCAUGCUGCAGACAGCCAAGCAGCUGGGCCUGAAGGCCUCACAGCGCCUACUGCAGACAGUCAGCCAGAAGUACAGAUUUCCCAGCCAAGAGAAGCUGCCACCAGCGAGAGUCGUGACCGAGGUCCCUGCAUCAGCACUUGCGGAGCACAGCAGCAAAAGGGCCAUGGAGAACUGGAGCCCAGAGGAAGAGGGAGGAGCUGCAGUUGAGUUCAUUAUCCUCAGGAGACAGGUGAUGAAGAUGAGUCGCCGGCUGGCGGCACUUGAGAGGCACAACGCUGACAGGAGGAAUACUGAAGUUGUCCUGUUCUCGCUGCUUGUCUCCGCCUGCUUGCUCAACGUCUGGCUCUGGAUCCGCAGAUAACACUCAACUCACUGUCCUACACACCUGUACACUGGUUUGGCUGAACUUGUGAGGACUUAAUUAAUAGACUGAUUGUCUUUUAAUGGAAUUCUAGCAGCUGUUCAAGGAAUGUUUUAGCAAAGUCAAAUCAGACGUUUAUGUUAAACUGGUUGACUGUUGCCAUCAUCAUGAUAUUUGGCCCAAAUGACCUCACUUAGUAAACAUAAUCUCACUGUAGGUGACAAAACUGAGUUCUCACAAGAACAGCCAAACAGGUGUACACACACAUAUUUACAUGUAGCACUUUGUAAAUGUGGCCUAUGCCUGCCUAUCUUUAAGGGUCGCAGGAGGCUGGAGCAAUAGGUGGUUAUAUAGGUUACACUCUGGACAGGUCGACAAUCAAUCAUGGGGCUGACACAUAGGAACAGUCAAUUCACACACACAGAAAACCUUCUGGCUGUGAGGCGACAGGCUAUCCAGUGUACCACUGUGCUGCCCUAAUAUUGAGAUCUUUUCAAAUACAGUGUUGUGUGAAGGUAAUGCUCCCACAACACAGACACUAACCUCAUGUCUGAGUAUCACUCCCACUUGAUGACAGUCAUGUAUUCAGACACAUUGUAGUGACUGUCAGAGCUAAUGACACAUUGAAAUACACUCCUCACACAGAUACACAAUCUGAAAGGUAAAUAUAAUCUUGACUACAGUCUGUUGUUUUUGUUAUUGUUGUAUAAACAGUGUGAUGUAGGAGUUUACAGUGUUGAUGUUACUGUUGUCCUCAGUAACAGUCCACACUGAUUUAAUUGUCCAAAUCCAAAAGUACAUGAAUAUCAGUGACUAUUACAGUACCUGGAGAUAAUGUUUGGAGACUGGUGUGUUUUUCUGUCUGCAGUGCACGUUUGAUUGGUUGAGGUGACGUCUUGUGUGAAGCUUUUGGCCCAAACACUCAAGAUACAGUUUUUAUGCAGUUAGACAUAAUGUUUUCAGGUUGUUUGUCCGUCCCAUUCUCAUGAACAAGAUAUCUCAGGAACGCCUCCAGGGAUAUUGUUCAUAUGUAGCACAAGCGUCCACUUGGACUCAACGAUAAACUGAUUAGAAAUUGGCAAGGAAACUAAAAGAGGGAAGAGUCAUUAGGUCACUCUGUAGGACAUGAACACAAUGGCACAUCAGUGUCAAUCUCUUCUCCCGAGACAGCAGGUAGUAUUGUGCAUGUUUUUGAUUAUCAAAGACUAAGCAACCUUAAAGCUGUCAGUGAUAUUUAAUAAUACUCAGUAGGACCAACAUUGGUCAGCCUUCUCCAUAAUGUUUCCUGCUAUUGUCAACAGGUGGCAUUAUUUACCAACAGUUGGUAUGAACCUUUAUCACAUACCUGUAACAUUACUUUUUUUUGUCAGUGAACAAAGAAAGCAUGUGCACUUUGUUUAGCUAAAUUCAGCCAGCAGUCUCUCUUUUUAGACGUCUAACAUUCAUUUGGAGUUGAAACUUUAAUGUUAGUACGAAAUAAUCCUUGUGCUUUCAGGGAGCUGCGCUGUUUGUGAGUGAUAGCAAAUAUUACAACCUCUCUAACGUCAUUGUUGAAACGUGAAACAACAGAUAUGAUGGGUUAUAGUGAGACUUGUGUGACACUAAUGCAAAAUUUGAAUGCUGUCACCAUGACAUAAUGACCCUUCCUUCUUUUAAAAUGUCUGUGUAAUUUGGUGGUCAAAGGUCACUGUGACCUCAUUAAACACGUUUUUGGCCAUAACUUAAGAAUUCAUUCACUAAUUAUGACAAAACUUCACACAAAUGUCUAACAAGAUAAAAUGAUGAAGUGAUAACAUUUUAUAUCCAAAAGGUCAAAGGUCAACUUCACUGUGACAUCAUAAUGUUCUGCAAAAACACUUUUCUGUCCAAUAGUCAGCGCCAUACCUCAUGUUCUGAUUGUAUAGAUCUGGGAAAUACCAAAUAUAUUUUAUGAGUCUGGACAGACAUGGUUGAAACUGCAACUUGACGGGUUGGUGAAGGCAUACUACCGUGAGGUGGUAAUUCUAGUUCACUUGGUCUUCAGUUUACGAUUAUUCAUCAUGUACAUCACUUGCUAAGUUUGUGUAGUUAUUUUUCUCAAAGCGGUGCCAUUAUUGCUGUUUAUUUAAUAAAAGUAGAUUUUAUAUUUAAAU
Epinephelus fuscoguttatus (brown-marbled grouper) is the source of this 3205-nucleotide messenger RNA. Its product is annotated as mitochondrial fission factor homolog B. Gene Ontology annotation, cellular component: mitochondrial outer membrane; peroxisome. The coding region runs from base 141 to 1073 and encodes 310 amino acids. The transcript has 8 exons. The record is from RefSeq and is a predicted model, not a curated record. Gene Ontology annotation, biological process: positive regulation of mitochondrial fission. NCBI's taxonomy places the organism in Eukaryota, Metazoa, Chordata, Actinopteri, Perciformes, Serranidae.